Messenger RNA from Papaver somniferum (opium poppy), 1692 nucleotides. RefSeq names its product plant intracellular Ras-group-related LRR protein 6-like. NCBI's taxonomy places the organism in Eukaryota, Viridiplantae, Streptophyta, Magnoliopsida, Ranunculales, Papaveraceae. The record is from RefSeq and is a predicted model, not a curated record. Bases 100 to 1233 code for a protein of 377 amino acids. Gene Ontology annotation, molecular function: protein binding. The transcript has 3 exons.
CUCGUUCACGAAUCACUCAUAAUUUCUCUCUGAAACUCUCUGUCUGUUUUAUCUUGUUUGAUUGGAGCGAGCGCAUGUGAGAUAUCUUGAUCAGGAAAAAUGAUGUAUGAACAGCAACCAUCAGAACAAAUGAUGAAGAUGAGGAUGGAUGUGAAUACUAAUAACAUGAUUAAGAAGAAAGAAAAAAGAAAAGUAUCAUCAUCAUCAAAAUCAAAUAAUAUUGAAGGAGAUGGUGGUGGUGUCAUAGAAGUGGUAGAAGAAAGGCUUGAAGAUGUUAAUUUAAGUGGGAUGAAUUUAGAUUCUCUUCCUAUUCCAUCUCUUAAUUUGGCUAUGAUCUUUAAGUUAGAUCUAUCCAACAAUAACAUAGAGGUUAUUCCAGAAUCUCUAACAGCAAGAUUGCUAAACUUGGUAAUAUUAGAUAUCCACUCAAAUCAGCUUAAAUCUCUACCAAAUUCUAUGGGAUGCCUAUCAAAACUCAAGACCUUGAACAUCUCCGGAAACAUGAUUGAAGCCCUUCCUAAAUCUAUCGAAAAUUGCAGAUCUUUAGAGGAUAUCAAUGCAAACUUCAACAAGUUAACAAAGUUACCAGACACCAUCGGAUUUGAACUGGUGAACUUAAAGAAACUCUCGGUUAACUCGAACAAAAUAGCUCUGCUGCCAUACUCCUUGUCUAGCAUGACCACCCUACGCAUUUUAGAUGCGCGUCUUAAUUGUCUCCGAUCACUUCCCGAAGGUCUCGAAAAUCUUAUCAGCCUGGAGAUUCUCAACGUGAGCCAAAAUUUUCAGUACCUCCAAACACUCCCGUACUCAAUUGGCUUACUCAUUUCUCUUACAGAACUAGACAUAAGUUAUAACAAGAUUACGACUUUACCUGAUUCAAUCGGCUGUUUGAAAAGGCUUCAAAAACUAAGUGUGGAAGGAAACCCAUUGGUGUACCCUAGAGUUGAAAUCAUGGAACAAAAGUUGGACACCAUUAAAGAAUACUUGUCUGAGAGAAUGAAUAGAAGUCCAAAGACACCAACAAAAAACAAAUUAUGGCUGACUAAAUUUACUAAAUGGGCUUCGUUUAAUGGGCGAGGUUCUAGCAAUGUGCCUAGAGAUGAGAUGAGAGAAAGUUUCAUAAUGGCGCCGGAAUACCGAUCAACCGAUGGUUUUUCUACUCCGAAGAAUACUAGUACCGGAUUGUUUUCUCCUCGCCGUAUAUUUUUACCUCGGCACUACUUUUCAAAGUGAUUUUUGCGCAUAGAUUAUCAUUAUCUUCUUUUUGGGUUUCGAUUAUGGGCUUGGGUGUGUAUUAUCGAAAAAACGCUAUAGUAGGAAUAGUGAAGUUUGCAAUGUCUUUACGUAGAACAGUGGAAGUAGUUUUAUGACAGUUCCAUGACCAGGAUGGAUUUCUGCGAUGGUGUCUAUGGUCGGCUGACCGAUGUUGCUGUGCCCGUUCAGCCACUACGAGAUCGCAGCCUGUUGGUAUUCUUUGGUCAAUAGUGAAACUGUUAGAUGGUUUUGGUUUUGCAUUUGUGUGAUUUUGUUGUUGAAUCAUCUGAUAGUCAUUGAAGUUUAUUGUUGUUGCUGUUUUAAGCAUGUAAAGUUUUUGUAUUUUGUCCGGUUGGCAAGGGAUAAUUUUUUGUACGUUGAUAACAUUUGUUGUAAAAUGCUUGGAUACAUGCACCGCAUAGUACCAACCACAUUAAA